GCGAAGGCGUUGGGAAGGCGGGCGGCAGCUCCCGGCGGGGGUUCGGAGGCGGAAGCGGGAGAAAAGCGAGGGCCUGAGAUCACAGUCAAAAUUAGUUCUCUUUUGUCAUCUAGGCAGCAAUGGACCAAAAAAUCCUGGUCUUAGCAGCAGAAGAAAAAACAGAGCACCUUCAGGCAUGCCUGCAGAACCUGAAUGAAAAAGAGUUGGGUGACCUGGUUACAAAGCAGGCCUUGAGAGGCAAAGAAAUCGGCACCCUGCUGAGAGGGAUCUUCAAAGGUUCUCCGUGCUCUCAACAGAGUUGUGUUGUCAGAAGAGUCAGUAUUUACAAGCACAGCGUCCAGCUGGUGGAGUCGGGGGACCUUCAUGUGGAAGUUGCAUCUGAGAUUAUAAGGCUGCUGAUGCUAGAGGUCCACCAGCUGCCAGGUCCUGCAUUGGUUGAGUUGGCCACUUUGUUUAUUGAAGCUGUCCGAGGAUGCAGCCUGCUUAGUGGCAAAUCUUUAGAGUUGUUCCCAACAAUAUUGACUGCUCUGGCUACAUCGAAAGAGAGCCUGACUUAUGGCAAAGGUGAGCUGAGAGGGGAAGAGCUUAAGAAACAGCUGAUCAAUACCCUGUGCUCCAGCAGGUGGAGUCAUCAGUAUGUGAUCCAUCUCACCUCCAUGUUCAGGGACAUCCCACUGAGUGUGGAAGAGCUGCAGUUUGUGGUGGAAAAGGUCCUAAGGAUGUUCCCUAAGCUAGAUCUCCAGGAAAUCCCUCCUCUGGUCUACCAGCUGCUGCUCCUUUCUGCAAAGGGUAGCAAGAAAAACAUUUUGGAAGGAAUCAUCAGCUUUUUCAACCAGGUGGAUCAGAAGCAGAAAGAAGAGCAGAAAGAUUCAGAGUCCCUGGACCUUGAAGAAGCUACAGUGCCCUUAGAUCAACUCCGCCAUGUGGAAGGCACAGUCAUUCUGCAUAUUGGGCUGGCCGUUAAUCUGGACCCAGAUUUGGGCAAGGAGCUGCUAAAAUACUUAAAGUCUGAGCAGCAAGGAGAUCCUGGCAAAGCCCUCUGUCCCUUCAGCGUGACCCUUCUGCUGUCAGUGGCCAGAAUACACCGAUUUCAAGAGCAGGUCUUUGACUUCUUGAAAACGUCAAUUAUGAAGUGCUUCAAGGACCUGCAGUUCAUCCAGGGCUCCAAGUUCCUGCAGGAUUUGGCUCCUCUGCGCAACAGCAUAUCAGCCACAGUUUUAGAAGUCGUGGCAAACAGUGUGUUUGGUUGGGACCAUGUUACUCAAGGCCUGGUGGAUCUUGGCUUCAUCCUGUUGGACUCCUAUGGGCCAAAGAAAAUUUUAGGAGGCAAAUCCACGGAAAUGGUCAAUGGCCUUUCCAAGACCCCAGCCCAGCAGGCAUGCAACCUGGGAGCCAAUAUCCUGUUGGAAGCCUUCAAGGUCCAUGAACCAAUCAGGAAUGAGAUCCUGGAGCAGCUGCUCAACAGAGUCAUCACAAAUGCUGGUUCCCCCAUCAGCCACUUCAUAGAUUUGCUGUCUGGCAUUAUAUCGUACGCUCCCCUCGUCCUUCAGAAUUCUUCCUCUAAAGUCACAGAAGCCUUCGAUCAGCUGUCUUUCCUCCCUCUUGCAACAGUGCAGGGCCUUCUGAAGGCUGUGCAGCCCCUGCUCAAAAUAAGCAUGUCCAUGAGGGACUCCCUGAUCCUUGUUCUUCGCAAAUCAAUGUUUUCGGGGCAGUUGGAUGCUCGUAAGUCGGCAGUCGCUGGGUUUUUGCUACUGUUGAAGAAUUUCAAGAUCCUGGGCAGCCUGACUUCCUCCAGCUGCAGCCAAGCCAUCGGGGCAAGUCAGGUGCAGGUGGAUGUUCACGCCCGGUAUAACUCAGCGGCUAAUGAGGCCUUCUGCCUCGAAAUCCUAGGCAGCCUGAGGCGAUGCUUAAGUCAGCAGGCGGAUGUCAGGCUCAUGCUGUACGAGGGUUUUUACGAUGUCCUGCGUAGGAAUUCCCAGCUGAGCAGUUCUGUCCUGGAGACACUGCUCUCUCAGAUAAAACAGUAUUAUGAACCUGAACCGGACCUGUUGCCCCCAUUAAAACUAGAGGGCUGCAUCUUGGCUCAGCGAGACCAAAUCUUCCUGCAAGAACCUCUGGCUCACCUCCUCUGCUGCAUCCACCACUGCCUGACCUGGUAUAAGAACACUUUAGCCCUGCGCCGUCGGGUUGAAGAGGAGGACGAGGAGGAGGAGGAGGAAGAGGCCGGGUUCCAGCAAGAGCUGGGCGAGAUGUUGGCGUCUAUCACACGUCGAAUGAUCAAGAGUGAACUGGAAGAUUUUGAACUGGAUAAGUCAGCAGAUUUUUCUCAGUCUACUGGAGUGGGUGUGAAGAACAAUAUCUAUGCUAUUUUGGUGAUGGGGGUCUGUGAAGUCUUGAUCGAGUACAAUUUUAGCACAGGGAACUUCAGCAAGAGCACGUCUGAAGAUGUUCUGGGGCUGUUCAAGUGCUACUCCAGUCUUUGUGACAUCCUGAAAGAGAAAGGCGGAAAGAGCAAGUCCCCGUCAGCAAAUAAAAUAGCCCGAAGCUUCCUUUCCAUGGGCUUUGUCUCCACCUUGCUGACAAGUCUCUUCAGGGACUGUUCCCAGAACCAUGAGGAGAGCUUGGCUGUCCUGCGUGCCAGCAACGAGUUCAUGCGCUUUGCUGUCAGCGUGGCAUUGCAGAAGGUGCAGCAGCUGGAGGAGACGGGGCAGACGGACGGGCCCGAUGGGCAGAACCAAGAGAAAACGUUCCAGAACCUUUGCAAAAUCACUCGAGUCCUACUCUGGAGAUAUACCUCAAUCCCAACUGCUGCUGAGGAAUCAGGGAAGAAGGAGAAAGGCAAGAACAUCUCGUUGCUGUGCUUAGAGGGAUUGCUGCGGAUCUUCAACACGGUGCAACAUCGGUACCAGCCCAAACUCCCCCAAUUUCUGCAGGCCUUGGAUCAAACCAACGAAGAUGGAGAAGAAGAGGCAGUGGAUGUUAAUGUUACCGAAAAGGCAGCGUUCCUGAUCCGACAGUUUCAGAGGUCACUUGUGAAUCAGAUCAGCCACGCUGAGGACGACUUCAAUAGCAAGGAAGCUCUUUUGCUGAUCUCUGUUCUUACCUCCCUUUCCAAGCUCCUGGAGCCCUCCUCCCCACAGUAUGUGCAGUUGUUAUCUUGGACAGUCAAGAUCUGCAAGGAAACCAGCCUGGAAGAUGCCCCUUGCUGCAGAGGGCUGCUCACCCUUCUCUUCCAUCUGCAUACUCUCAUCAAGAGCCCUGUUAGCAUAUUGCGUGAGCUUGCCCAGGAUAUCCAUGCUCAGCUUGGGGACAUAGACCAGGAUCUUGAAGUAGAGCACCAAUCCCACUUUGCAGUUGUGAACACCAAGACAGCAGCUCCUACAGCUUGUUUGCUCGUUCUGGGCCAAGCAGAGAAGGUCCUCGAAGAGGUGGAUUGGUUGAUCAAUAAGAUGAAAAGCCAUUUGGGGUCUGAGGCAGCAGAAGAUGCUUCUCAAGCAGCCAAUGCAGCCCAUCCCCUGGAAAAGGCAGUCAUUCUUCAGCUAGGAACUUUGCUGACCUCUUACCACGAGCUGGUACAAACGGCUUUGCCUGCAGGGAGCUGCGUGGAUGCCUUGCUCAGGAGCGUCAGCAAGAUGUACACAACUCUCACUUCCCUUAUCAAAUAUUAUCUGCAAGCGUGCCGCAGCGCGAGUGGAGGAAUUCCAGGGCGGCUGGAAAAGCUGGUUAGGCUUUCAGGUUCCCAUUUGACCCCCCCGUGUUACGCUUUCAUCACUUACGUACAGAGUGAAACCUCAAUUGUAGAAGAAAAGAAAAAGAAGAAAAAGGACAGGAUGACAGCAGAGGUGUCUGUAGUUAUGGCCAAAGUGCUGCGGGAGACGAAACCAAUUCCAAACUUGAUUUUCGCCAUAGAGCAGUAUGAGAAUUUCCUGAUCCAUCUCUCCAAAAAGUCAAAGGUCAACCUGAUGCAGUACAUGAAACUGAGCACCUCGAGAGACUUCCGCAUCAACGUGUCUACCUUAGAGAAUGCCCUGGAGGGACAGGAUGCUGAAAACGAGCCGGACAACAACCAGAGCAUUGCAUCAGCACAGUCCAGUGACAGCCAGGAGCCCAAAAAGAAGAGAAGACGAAAAAAAUAAGAAUGACAUAUUUAUGCCCAAGUGGGUUUUGUGAAC
Eublepharis macularius is the source of this 4172-nucleotide messenger RNA. It is a transcript of the gene FANCI, whose product is annotated as FA complementation group I. The record is from RefSeq and is a predicted model, not a curated record. The coding region runs from base 120 to 4136 and encodes 1338 amino acids. Gene Ontology annotation, molecular function: DNA polymerase binding. Gene Ontology annotation, biological process: DNA repair. Lineage: Eukaryota; Metazoa; Chordata; Lepidosauria; Squamata; Eublepharidae. The transcript is spliced from 38 exons.